Molecule: messenger RNA, 1530 nt
Organism: Rangifer tarandus platyrhynchus (Svalbard reindeer)
Lineage: Eukaryota; Metazoa; Chordata; Mammalia; Artiodactyla; Cervidae
Source: the annotation of a GenBank genome assembly
AUGUCGUGCCGCUCCUUCCAGCAGGGCUUCAGAUGUGGCAGCCGGGGCUUCAGCUCCUGCUCAGCCAUCCUCCCCCGGGUGGUCACCCACUAUGCAGUGAGCAAGGGGCCAUGCCAGACUGGGGGCAGUGGGAGUUUCCGUGCCCUGGGCUGCCUCGGCUCCCGGAGCCUGUGCAACGUGGGCUUCGGGCGGCCCCGGGUCGCCUCCAGGUGUGGCCUGCCUGGCUUUGGCUACCGAGCAGGUGCCACUUGUGGGUCUUCUGCCUGCAUCGCCCCUGUAACCAUCAAUGAGAGCCUGCUGGUCCCACUCGAGCUGGAGGUUGACCCAACUGUCCAGAGGGUGAAGAGGGAUGAGAAGGAGCAGAUCAAGUGUCUCAAUAACCGCUUUGCAUCCUUCAUCAACAAGGUCCGGUUCCUGGAACAGAAAAACAAGCUGCUGGAGACCAAGUGGAACUUCCUGCAGCAACAGAGGUGCUGCUCAAACAACAUCGAGCCCCUUUUCGAGGGCUACAUCUCCACCCUUCGGAGGCAGCUGGACUUCUUGACCGGGGACCGAGACCGGCUGGCAUCAGAGUUCCACUGCCUCCAAGACACGUUGGAGGGCUACAAGAAAAAAUAUGAAGAGGAGCUCUCCCUGCGGCCCAGUGCUGAAAAUGAGUUUGUUGCCUUGAAGAAGGAUGUGGACACGGCCUUCCUGAUAAAUUCUGACCUGGAGAUCAAUGUGGAAGCUCUGAUCCAUGAGAUCGACUUCCUGAAAACCCUGUAUACCGAGGAGACGAACCUGCUCCAGUCUCAGAUCUCAGAGACCUCGGUCACUGUGAAGAUGGACAAUAGCCGGGAGCUGGACACGGAUGGCAUCGUUGCCCAGAUCAAGGCCCAGUAUGAUGAAAUUGCCAACCGCAGCAAAGCCGAAGCAGAGGCCUGGUACCAGAGCCGGUAUGAUGAGCUUCAGCUGACGGCCGGGAAUCACUGUGACAACCUCCGCAACCGCAAGAACGAGAUCCUGGAAAUAAACAAGUUGAUCCAGCGGCUGCAGCAAGACAUUGAGAAUGUCAAAGCCCAGCGCUGCAAGCUGGAGGCUGCAGUGACCCAGGCGGAGCAGCAGGGCGAGGCAGCCCUCAAUGAUGCCAAGUGCAAGCUGGCUGGGCUGGAGGAGGCCCUGCAGAAGGCCAAGCAGGACAUGGCCUGCCUGCUCAAGGAGUACCAGGAGGUGAUGAACUCCAAGUUGGGCCUGGACAUCGAGAUCGCCACCUACAGGCGCCUGCUGGAGGGCGAGGAGCAGAGGCUGUGUGAAGGUGUUGGACCUGUGAAUAUCUCUGUGAGCAGCUCCAAAGGUGCCAUCCUCUACGAGCCAUGUGUGGUCAGCACACCUGUGUACUGUCCAGGGAGCACCAGUGUCCUCAAGAGCAGUGGGGGCUGCGGCAUCGUGGGCACUGGUGAAAUCUACGAGGGGCUCCUCGUCUGUGGGAGCAGGCGGAGCUCCAGUGUGAAGCUAGGGGCUGGGGGCAGCUCCUCCUGCCACAAGUGUUAG